This is a messenger RNA of Cuscuta epithymum, 1132 nucleotides long. Lineage: Eukaryota; Viridiplantae; Streptophyta; Magnoliopsida; Solanales; Convolvulaceae. The record is from the annotation of a GenBank genome assembly.
UUUCAUUGGGGGCACAUAGCUUUGUUUAUAUUUUUAAAUUAGAACAACUACACUAAAUCCAAAGAAAAGUAAGAUUUUAUUGGGGGCAUGUGCCCCCAUUAAACAAAACGUACAUCCGCCCCUGACCAUAGAUGGCAAUGGGAAACACUGGUGGAAGCAGUCUUGCAAUUCCUUGAACAACCAGCUGCAUUCACAAUGUGAUAACGGUUCAAUACCAUUUUCAGUCAUGUUUGAGAAUUGCACGAACUUGAAGGUGGAAAACUUAUGGUUCAAAAAUGCGCAAAAAAUGCAUCUCACUUUAAAUAUAACUCGACAUGUUGAAAUCUCACGGAUCAAUAUUGAAGCUCCUUAUGACAGCCUUAACACCGACGGGAUUCAUAUAUCUAGGAGCCACAAUAUUAGUAUCACCAAUUCAACCAUUAAAACAGGUGACGAUUGUAUUUCAAUAGUGAACAGAACAUCAUCUGUUAGAAUUCUUGACAUUAAUUGCGGGCCAGGGCAUGGAAUCAGUAUUGGGAGCUUAGGUCGACUAGGUAAUCAAGAGACUGAAUCUGUUUCCGACAUUGUAGUCAAAGGAGCCAAAUUUAAAGGAACAAGUAAUGGGGUGAGAAUAAAGACCUGGCAGGGAGGGAAAGGAAUGGCAAACAACAUUACAUUUGAAAACAUCGAAAUGGAUAAUGUGAUGAAUCCCAUAAUCAUAGAUCAGUUCUAUUGUGCAAAAUUCGGAAUAGGUUCCUGCGAUGAGCAGAAAAACGCUGUAAACAUAAGAAGUGUCCUAUAUAAAAACAUAACAGGAACAAGUGCCAGUGAUGUGGCUAUAUUAUUCAACUGCAGCAAAACGUAUUCAUGCCAAGAUAUAGAGUUGGAAAAUGUGACAUUAAGUGGCGUAGAAGAACAACAAGAAGUCAAGGCUUCAUGUUCACUAGUUCUUCCAAUCAUUGAAGGAGAUGUCUCUCCACGUUGUGUUUGAGAUCGUCAUGCCACCGCCCCACUUCCGCUUUGAAUUUCAAUGCUUAAGAAUUUUUAGUAACACCCAUUCAUAAUUUCAUUCUUGUUGAAGUGAUGGACUGCCUCAACUUAUUGUCCACAUUUUAAUGUUGAAACUACUAUACUUCAAAUUCUUAUGUUGUUA